UAGUAAAAAUGGAAAGUAUGAAUGUGGAAAAUUUUGAUUGUGUGUAUAAUAUCCAGUCAUUACUCUCUAACCUCAAACGCACCAAUUGAAUUAUUAUUGUUAACCCUCUUUUGAAUUCUACGUUACUUCAUUCCCUCUGCAACAUACUCACUCAAUAACACAAACACAAACAACUGUGUCUUGUCGCUUUUGUUUCUCAUUCUCACAAUGUCCACAAAAACCUUCCUCGUUUACGUACUAUCAUGUUUCUCUGUCGCUCUUCUCUCUGCACUAUUUCUCAUGCAUAGUAACCAAAAUCCAUUCUCAUCAUCAUCAUUAUCAUCAACCUCUACCCGUUAUGGUUCUGGAACUGAUAGAAUUUGGCCGGAAUUGAAACCGAGUUGGAAACUUGUUUUGGCCACAGUUAUUGGUUUUUUUGGAUCAGCAUGUGGAACCGUUGGUGGUGUUGGUGGUGGUGGCAUUUUCGUUCCUAUGCUUAAUCUUCUUCUUGGUUUCGAUGCCAAAUCUGCUGCUGCUCUUUCUAAAUGUAUGAUAAUGGGGGCAUCAGCAUCUUCUGUUUGGUACAAUUUGAGAGUGGCGCAUCCGACGAAAGAGGUGCCGAUAUUAGACUAUGAUUUGGCUCUUUUGUUUCAGCCAAUGCUUAUGCUUGGGAUUACUCUUGGUGUUACUCUCAGUGUUGUUUUCCCUUUCUGGCUUAUUACUGUCCUCAUUAUCAUUCUCUUCAUAGGAACUUCUUCAAGGUCGUUCUUCAGAGGAAUUCAAAUGUGGAGGGUUGAGACUAUUCUUAAGAAUGAAACUGCUAAGCAAGCUGAUUUGGUUAAUUCCAAUGGAGAUUAUGAAACAGUUCUAAUCGACACGAGAUAUGAGCCAUUGAUUCCUAAAGAAGAGAAGUCAACUAUGCAAAUUCUGUGUUUUAACCUUAAAUGGAAGAGGAUUCUAGUGCUGUUGGCCGUGUGGAUUUCUUUCCUCCUAAUUCAAAUCAUCAAGAAUCAUGUAGAGGUCUGCAGUGUAUGGUAUUGGGUGCUCUUCGGCUUGCAGUUUCCAAUUGCACUUUUGGUAUUCGGCUUUGAAGCAGUAAAGUUGUACAAGGAUCACAGAAAGAGGAAGGGCACAGGGAGCCUAGAGUACAUAUGCGAGGCUUCAAUAGAAUGGAGUGUUACAUCGCUUGCGUUUUGUGCAAUUUGUGGUAUUGUAGGUGGAAUUGUCGGAGGCCUACUUGGUUCGGGAGGCGGAUUUAUUUUGGGGCCUCUUCUUCUUGAGAUCGGCGUCAUCCCUCAGGUUGCUAGUGCAACAGCAACAUUUGUGAUGAUGUUUUCAUCAUCUCUGUCUGUUUUUGAAUUCUACAUUCUCAAGAGGUUCCCUAUUCCUUACGCAUUAUACCUCGUCGCAGUGUCCGUUUUGGCUGGCUUCUGGGGACAAUUCUUCGUAAGAAAACUAGUUGCGUUUCUCGGGAGAGCAUCACUCAUCGUAUUCAUCCUCUCCGCCGUUAUUUUUGCUAGCGCUCUCACCAUGGGUAUUGUUGGCACUGAGAAGAGUAUUCAAAUGAUACAGAACAAUGAAUUCAUGGGAUUCUUAGGAUUUUGUACCUCUUAAGUGGUUUAGAGUAAAAAGUAGGAAUAGCAAACAAAAGAAAAAUCAAAGGAUUCACUGAUGUUGGUUAAUGUCUGUUAACCAACAUGAAUGUUUAUAUCUCUAGGUAAUUUUUUGUAAUCAACAAAGAUUAUAAAGUUAGUGGCAAUGUUAGUUUUCAUGGUUUAAA
This is a messenger RNA of Lathyrus oleraceus (garden pea), 1759 nucleotides long. Its product is annotated as sulfite exporter TauE/SafE family protein 4. Gene Ontology annotation, cellular component: membrane; Cul4A-RING E3 ubiquitin ligase complex. The transcript has 12 exons. Lineage: Eukaryota; Viridiplantae; Streptophyta; Magnoliopsida; Fabales; Fabaceae. Gene Ontology annotation, biological process: protein ubiquitination. The record is from RefSeq and is a predicted model, not a curated record. The coding region runs from base 208 to 1593 and encodes 461 amino acids.